AUGGGAGGAGGUUCAUCCGUUGAAGACAAGCGCUACUCCCGGCUGUUCCAGGAGGGUCUCAAGGCGCUUCAUGAGGGACGCUUUACAUAUGCUGAGAUUUACUUUGAUCAGGCCAUUGAGAAACAUGAGGGUUAUCCAUUCUGGCAGCGCCUUGACGAAAUGGUAGAAUGGGAACGAAAGGGAAACACCGGUAAGCGAAAGGGAGAGGAGCAAAAUGAAAAAGAUCAGUGGGCGAAAGAAACAAAGCCUGAGACAGGUGGCGGUGAGGGAGCAGGAGAAGAUGGCGCUGAAAUGGAUGAUUUGGGAGGUGAAUCCGAUGACACUGGUGUUCUUGUGAUUCCUCUCGAUCAACGGGUAUUUCACGUGUUGGAGUACCUUCAGUUGCGCACCGACAUUUCCGUCGCUUAUUUGCUAGCUGAACGCUACGAAGAGGCACACGAGCACCUCCAAUACGUCACGUCGCACACUCAUGUGCUUUUGAAGUGUUUGCGCAUUGCCCGGCAGAGUAAUAUGUCAGAGGAAUCAGGCGGAGAAGGCGGUGACACGAAUCCCCUUGAGCAUGUUGGUGUAGUGGAGCGGCGGUUCCGUGCAGGUUUGAUGGGCAUGGAAGUGGAAGUGGAAGGUAUCCUCGACGCCUUUGAACAAUAUCUUCGCCUGCACUGGUUCUCUGGAAUUGCAAACACUGUUUACAUCGCCUUUGAGCGGUUCAAGGGAGGGCAGGGUGAUAAGAAGCGCAAGCGUGAGCUUGACGCCGUAGUUGUGACAUGUGAAACGGCCAAGUUAGAACUUCACAAACUGGUGUCCCGCCGUGCUAAGAGCUUAACGAACAGUGUGUUGAUUGAGUUCCUUGAGAAGCUCAUUAAUGAUAUGGACAGCAGCGCCUCGGACUCCGAGGAUGAUGGAAAUGCAAACGGCGGCCGCAGUGGUGGUCCCGCCGCCAAGGGCAGAAGAAAGUCGGACAACCGCGAGGAUGGCGACAAGGAAGAACUUGAGAACUUCCCAUUCAGUGCACGACUUCAGAUGCUUUACGAGCGUCGUCUGUUGUAUCGGGGCAUGCCCGCCCCCAUGCAAGGUGCUGCCUUGCGUUACCUGCCUUGGAUGGAUGAAGAUAUCCGUCGUGUUGUUCCCGGUACAAACUACAACCUGGAGAUUCAAUGUGGUAUGAUUGAUGAUAGGCGUAAGAAGCAACUCCAAAAGAAAUCUCUCAAGCACACAGUACAGAAGCGGUUUGACUUCAACGACAGGGUGCUAUUCAACAAGAGUAUGGAUGAAGAAAAUGCACUGCUGUUAUUUCCAUUACUUCUUGUUGAAGCUGAUGUGCAAUUAGAACUUGGUGCUGCCACGAAAGGCAUUAAAGCGCUAGAUAUGGUCGAGAAAUUGUCUACGCAAUUAUACGGCAGGCAGUCGCUUGAGCAACAGAGUCUCAUGCGCCGUGUGUUGGAGACCCGUAAACGCGGUGGUGCUCUUUUCAUGAUGUUUGAUGACCAAUUGAACUAA
Messenger RNA from Trypanosoma brucei brucei TREU927, 1497 nucleotides. RefSeq lists its product as hypothetical. Bases 1 to 1497 code for a protein of 498 amino acids. The record is from RefSeq and is a predicted model, not a curated record. The transcript has a single exon. Lineage: Eukaryota; Euglenozoa; Kinetoplastea; Trypanosomatida; Trypanosomatidae.